Colletotrichum truncatum is the source of this 2157-nucleotide messenger RNA. RefSeq names its product g2-specific protein kinase nima. Gene Ontology annotation, cellular component: cytoplasm; mitotic spindle pole body; nucleus. Gene Ontology annotation, biological process: chromosome segregation; protein phosphorylation. The record is from RefSeq and is a predicted model, not a curated record. Lineage: Eukaryota; Fungi; Ascomycota; Sordariomycetes; Glomerellales; Glomerellaceae. Gene Ontology annotation, molecular function: protein serine/threonine kinase activity; ATP binding.
AUGUCGUCAGAGGCGGACAAGUAUGAAAUAUUGGAGAAGAUCGGUCAUGGCUCUUUUGGAGUCAUCCGAAAGGUUCGCAGGAAGCAAGAUGGCCUCGUCAUGUGCCGGAAAGAAAUUAGCUACCUGAAGAUGUCGCAAAAGGAGCGCGAGCAGCUCCACGCCGAGUUCCAGAUUCUCUCGACUCUCCGCCACCAGAACAUCGUCGGUUACUACCACCGCGAGCACCUCAAGUCGACGCAAGAUCUUCAUCUCUACAUGGAGUACUGCGGCAAUGGUGAUCUGGGUCGCGUCAUCAGGGAUUUGGCUGUAAAGGGACAGCGUGCGCAAGAGUCAUUUGUCUGGAGCAUUUUUUCGCAGCUGGUUACUGCGCUCUACAGAUGCCAUUACGGCAUUGACCCGCCUGAGGUUGGCAGCAAUGUUCUGGGCCUCUUCAGUACCGCUUCCAAGCCUAAGACGCCCCCGGGCACCAUGACGAUUCUGCAUCGCGACCUCAAGCCGGAGAACGUCUUCCUUGGAGAGGACAACUCCGUCAAGCUAGGCGACUUUGGUCUGUCCAAGAUGAUUCAGUCCCACGACUUCGCCUCAACAUACGUCGGCACGCCGUUUUACAUGUCGCCCGAGAUUUGCGCCGCCGAAAAGUACACCCUCAAGUCCGAUAUCUGGUCUCUGGGAUGCAUCAUCUACGAGCUCUGCUCGCGGGAACCCCCUUUCAACGCCAAGUCGCACUUCCAGCUGGUCCAGAAGAUCAAGGAGGGCAAGGUUUCACCUCUUCCUAGCUGCUACUCCAGCGAGCUUAUGGGCACCAUCAAGGACUGCCUGAGAGUCAACCCCGACCACCGCCCCGACACCGCGCAGCUUCUCAACCUUCCGGUUGUGCGCUUGAUGAGAAAGGAGAGAGAGGUUGUCGAGCUGAACAAGACCAUCAAGGCCAAGGAGGAUUCGUUCGCGCGACGUGAGAAGGAAUUGGAGGACAAGAUUGCCGGCUUCGAAGCUGACAAGGCCUCCGUCAAGCAAGAAGUUGACGCCUCUCUGAGGAGAGAAUGGGAAGUCAAGGCGCGUCUUGAGAUUGACCGACAAAUCAACCAGGAGAUCGAAGCCCUCCGCAAGCGAUUCGAGAGCGAAGUGCAGGCUCGUGUCGAGGCCGAGCUGCAGAAGAAGGCCACAGAGUCGGCCCAAGCCCAGGACCUCGCGGUCUCCCAGACCAAGUCUGACUACCCCAGAUCAUCCGUCGGCAACGCCAGCGGAGACGACGAUUUCGCAUCCUCGACGGAUCUUACCGAUAUUUCGGCAGACAGCCCUGUGGCUAGCAACGAGCUGAAGAAGGUCACUCGCACCCCCUUUGGCCGGGCGCAGACCAUGUUCGUCGGCGGCAUGGGAACUCCUAUGGACAUCGAGAUGGUCUCCCCGUCCCCUAUUGCCAUCGCUUCCCUGUCGCUCUCCCCCCGACGGAACCCGGCCACGAGGGUGCCCAACGCUAACACCGGCAACCUCUUCUCAUCGAACGCUACGUCCGGCGACCCUAUGUGGGAUCUGCCCCGUGAUACCAUUAGCAUCGAUUCAGACGACGAGGACAUUGUUCCCUCGCCUACUCGCAACAUCAAGUCGAGACAGAACCCCUUUACAUCCAAGAACCGCCCGGUUCUCACCUCUCAAAAGUCUGUUCCUAUUUCGCGCGUCAAGCCCCAGACUUCCUCGGGUGCGUUGAACCAAAACAAGACGCUUCCUGCUCUGCCGACCAUGGCCUCAAACCCGGAUCUGAGCCGUGGCCUGCGCGAGCGCUGCCCUUCGCCUAACCGCCGCCUGAGUAAGAUCCCGUCGGCGGCGAACCUGUCGGCAGCGAACAGCGGCAGCGAGUCCCCCGGCGGUCUUUCCCGCAAAAACUCGACCAAGAAGGACCAGGAGCCCCUUGGCAAGGUUGCGGCCAAGAACAACAUCAAGGGCAGGACGCUGGUUGAGCUUCAGCAGGCCCGCGCCGGCGGCCGCCCUCUCUCUGCCGUCCUCUCGGGCGGCGAGAACAUCAGCCCUAAGCGGGCAUUCAAGGACCGCAUCGCGGACCGUCGGGCCAGCGGCGGUGAGCCCGCGGCCGUCUGGGAUCCCGAGCGCGACGAGAUGCCCAGCCCCUUUUUGGUGCGACGCAAGCCCAUGGCCAGAGUCUAA